UCUCUUUCCAUUCCAAAGUGAAUGAGUGUUAAUACCACUCAAUCCCUUGCUCCUACGGAUGUCUUUGGAGUUUGGAGACCUAAAGGAUCGGCAUCGAGAGAACAUCGAAGAGUUGUAAAGAAUGAGGUGGUAAAAACACACGGCUGCGUGAAUAGUUGGGUUUUUGACGCGUGGAAGCCAAAAACCAACUGUGCUUGAAGAAAGAUCAAGGUCAUUUGGGCAGUUCUAAUUUCAAAGCUAAAAAGGAAACUAAGAAUUCCUUUUCGGCUUUAAGAGUUGUCAUGGAGGGAUGGAGUUCACGAGCUAUGAUGAUAUUAUCGGUUAUUUCCGAGCAGCAAGUAUCAAAGAAUUAAAAGUUGAACUGACAAAUUAUUGUGUGCUCCAUUUGCUCUAGGUGUUAAACUUUAAGGGAGGAAUGGACCGUUGGAAUGGUGUUCUCAGGGUUUCCUUAAACCCUGAUUCUAGAUAUUACUUCAAGAUUGCAGUUUCUCUCUGCUUCUCAUCCUCUUCCAAAACCCUAACUGUGCCAACUACAAAUGCGAUAUUUUUCAAUGGAGACAAAAUUCAAAGAACUGGAAAUGCGGUAAUUGAAAGACUUUCCAACUUGCAAAACAUUGCUGAUAUUCUUGUUUCAAAAUUGGGUGUCUCUGUUAAUGUUUGGGUUAUUGAAGCAUCUAAUUUUAAUGGACCUUUUGCUGUCUAUAAUGAAUUCUUUGGGUCUAUUAAUUCUUAUGGAGAACCUAAGUCUUAUGAUCCAAGUGGGUUUCCAUCUUCUGCGUCGACCAGCCUUCUCUUAUUGAGAGCUCUCAAAGAGGCCAAAAGACAGAUUUUAGGAAAACAAGAACAUGUGCCAACUCUAGGCGACGAUGCAUCAUGUUUCAAUCAACCGAAGACGAUCAUCUUUGGCUUUAGCAAGGGCGGCACUGUACUUAAUCAAUUGGUUAGUGAACUUGCUUUCUCAAAACUUGAAACACUGGAAAUAGGAACCAAAAAACGAGAGGAUUCAAGGGCAGUAAGUACUUAUGAAAUCCAUGGAGAAAAUCAAAUUGUACCGAAUUCAAAAGAGGAGCUCUUAAAUAGCAUCUCUCAAUUCCAUUAUGUGGAUGCGGGUUUAAACUCUACUGGUGCAUAUCUUACUGAUAGUUUAGUGAUUGAAAGAAUUGUUAAGCGGGUGCUCGUAGGAGUUGCUGGAAUUCGAUUUGUGCUUCAUGGAACUCCAAGGCAGUGGUGUGAUAACAGACGGGAAUGGAUCCGGGAUGAAAUGGAAAAACUAUUUCAGUUGCUUCAAGAUGCAGAGCUGGAAACUGAAGGCAGACUACAGGCUGUGAAAAGGAUAUAUUUUACUGAUCAGCCUCGGAAUUUGCAAAUGCAUUUUGAAAUCAUCGAAAAUUUGGAUAUUGGUUAGUUGUCAAAUUAUAUUUUGAAAGCCCCUUGGGAAAGUGAUGUUUCUAUAAUAUAGACAGUUAUUGUCUCCACAUAUUAGAAGUAUCGAUGAGGUAAACAGAUAAUGAAGCCCCCAAAUACGGUUCCGGCUUUUAGCAGCCUUAUUAGCAGAUUUGUUUUGGAAUAUCCUGCUAGGUGAACCCGUUAACUCUUCGAAACCAAAUUAUCUUGGUUAUAUGUAAGUUUACUUGUAGAAUACUAUUACUUGUGAAUAUCAAGAAUGCUUCAACGAUCGA
Molecule: messenger RNA, 1679 nt
Organism: Papaver somniferum (opium poppy)
Lineage: Eukaryota; Viridiplantae; Streptophyta; Magnoliopsida; Ranunculales; Papaveraceae
Exons: 3
Coding region: 416-1405 (329 amino acids)
Cellular component (GO): mitochondrion
Source: RefSeq, a predicted model, not a curated record